Anas platyrhynchos (mallard) is the source of this 4056-nucleotide messenger RNA. It is a transcript of the gene ARF6, whose product is annotated as ARF GTPase 6. Gene Ontology annotation, molecular function: GTPase activity; GTP binding. The record is from RefSeq and is a predicted model, not a curated record. NCBI's taxonomy places the organism in Eukaryota, Metazoa, Chordata, Aves, Anseriformes, Anatidae.
GCGCAUGCGCAGUAGCGGCGGCGGCAGGGGGCAGCGAGGCGGCGCGCGGCGCCCGGUCCCUGAGGCGGCGGCGGCGGCGGCGGGAGGGGAGGGGAAGGGAAGGGAAAGGAGCCGGGAACCGGGAAGCGGAGCCGGGCUGAGAGCGGCUCGGAGCCGCCCACAGGUAACCGGAGGCGGCCCCGCGGGCGGGACUGCGCCGCUCCGAGCCCCGCCGGGGUCCCAUGAGCUGAGGCGGCCGGCGGGGCCCCCCCCCCCCCCUUUUCACCUCACACCCACCGUGAGGCGAGGCCCGGCCCCGUGAGGCGAGGCCCGGUGAGGUGAAGGCGAGGCGAGGCCCGGCGGGGCCCUGCCCGCAGCCCCGGCCCCGCUGUCCCCUCCUGCUGCUGCUGCCGCCGCCGCCGCCUCAUGCUCGGCCGGCGCUGAGCCCCGCCCGGCCCCGCUGCGCUGCCCCCCUCCGGCUCCCCCUCCUUCAGCAGGCGCCGGGCCCUUGGAUGCCGCCGGGAUGGGCAAGGUGCUGUCCAAGAUCUUCGGCAACAAGGAGAUGCGGAUCCUGAUGCUGGGGCUGGACGCGGCCGGCAAGACCACCAUCCUGUACAAACUGAAGCUGGGCCAGUCGGUCACCACCAUCCCCACCGUGGGUUUCAACGUGGAGACGGUCACGUACAAAAACGUCAAGUUCAACGUGUGGGACGUCGGCGGCCAGGAUAAGAUCCGGCCGCUCUGGAGGCACUACUACACGGGCACGCAGGGGUUGAUCUUCGUGGUGGACUGCGCCGAUCGCGACCGCAUCGACGAGGCCCGCCAGGAGCUGCACCGCAUCAUCAACGACAGGGAGAUGCGGGACGCCAUCAUCCUCAUCUUCGCCAACAAGCAGGACCUGCCCGAUGCCAUGAAACCCCACGAAAUCCAGGAGAAACUGGGCCUGACCCGGAUCAGGGAUAGGAAUUGGUACGUGCAGCCCUCCUGUGCUACUACAGGGGACGGACUCUACGAAGGGCUGACAUGGUUAACGUCCAAUUAUAAAUCCUAAUGAGAGAGUAACUAUUUAGUCUACAAAGAAUUAAAAGAGAAAAAAAAAAAAAAAAAUAACCCACGUGGCUUUCCGGAAGAAUGAUUCUCUACUGAAAAGUAAAACAAAAGCAUCCAUAGGAUUAUGAUCACCUUUCUCCAGUUACCACCCUUUCCUUCCUUCUCCACACUUGACUGGAUUCCUGUUUUAACUCUUCUCGCUUGGCGUUAGGAUGCUCUAAUCUCCGAAUGUGACACGAACGCGAGCACUAGAUGCUAUGGCAGACUUCCAGCAAACAGGCGAAAGACACAUUGUAGACUUGCUAAGUAACUUUUUUUUUUUUUUGAUUUUUGUUUUUUUUUUUUCCUCUUGAUAGCCCUUAAGAUGGUUUGAUUAUUUUGGGGGACGGUUGGGGGAGGGGUACCAUUUUCAGCGUAUGCUUUCUGGUUCUACUUUUUUUUUUGAUUAUAUAUAUAUUUUUUUUCCCUCUUCUAUCACUUGCUGUAGAUUGCUACUUUUUUGCAUUCAUGCGGAAUAUGUUGCUAGGUCUCCUUCAUCUAGUAAACUGAAAAUUAUUGCUUAAAAUCAAACCGCCGUCUGUCUUUUUAUAUUAAGGACUUUUUUUUUUUAAAGUUCUGUUAAUCUGUAACCGAAUAGUGACUCUUGGUCUGGCUUCAUAUCUCAGACUAAUAACGAAACGAAUUCCUGCCGAGCGUGGCAGAUAGUGAGAAUACCAUUGUAACAUGUUCAAAGUGCAUAUCAGGCAUAAUGUUAACUAGGUAAUGUAAGAGCUGCUUUGAAAUGUCAGCUGUGAAGUUCUGAACCAUACAUCAUGCAUGAGGAGGGAUGCAAAUAAGUUCCCCAUACCACAUAGCAACCAUAUAGCAAAUAAGCCGUGAAUGAUGGGAGAGUUGCAGGGUCUCCACCGUUCGGUUUCUCUCUUGCAUUGCGAACUCGGGGAUGUGUAGCCGCAGUUUUUACUGCCUGGGCCAGUCUCCGGUUCAGUGCAAGACAGGUUCCUUCCAGAAAAAGGCAGCAGGAACGCGCAGGCACUGCAUCGAGUUUGACUUUAAAUCGCAGGCGUUCAGGCAAAAAUAUCUGGCGCCGACCUGCCUGCCUUGGGGAAAAGACGAGUUUUGUUUUACGGCGGCCGAAGGCGCCUCAGUCUGGAGAGGAUUUCCCAUUUGUGGUGGGGUGAGGAGCGCCCCGAUUGCCCACUUUUAGGCUGCCCAAGGGGCCGGCGCAGCGCCGAGCUUCCCCUGAGCUCCGAAGUUCUGCCAUCGCCUUGCCAUUUUGAGGAAAUGGCUCGCUGGGGUGGCUCCCCCAGGCGAGGCUGGGCUGGUGCAGACAGGGGCAGCCUUCGCCAGCUGUGUCCCCGCGGCGAGUUGUUGCUGAAGUCCUGCAGGAAGGGAACUCCGGUGGGUGGCUGAGGCCCAUUGAGGAACUGCUAAUGAGAGCGGGGAGGAGAGAGGGAGAAUACGACUAUGAAUGUAAACUUCCACAAGUAGUUCUUAAAGGGCGAGCGGCUCGCCGGCCCUGUCACAGCGUGCAGGUGUGGCUGGCGAAAAAAAAACCCCACCCAGAACCAGUAUUAGCCUAAAAUCUCGACCGAGUAUUAACGCUGGGUGCAAAAAACAGUCAAAGCAGCUGGUUCUCAUUCAGCCUUAAGGAUUAUCUUCAGUUUUCCUCAAGGAGUUAAACUCGAUUGGGGAAUUCUAGGAAUGUAUGCUACAAAACCAGAAGAAAAUGGCUUUUUUUUGUUGUUUUUUUCUUUCUUUCUUUUUCCAAGGAUCUGAGUUUUACAUGAGAUCGGGGGCAUUACACUACAUUUCCGCAGUGUUGACUCUGCAUGCAAAGCGUAUUGUAUAUGGAGCUCUUACCAAAGAUGAAGGGGAAGAUAAAACAAAAAUAUAUAUGAGUUCACCUCUGAAAUUGAGCGCUUGGGACCGCUUCAAAGUUAUUUGGGAACGCGGUUCCAGGCGGUGGAUCUUUUUGGGGUUGCAAAUGGGCCGGGAUGGGUUGGUGGUGCUGGAAGAUAGAGCACUGAUGGGCCGCGGGCUGCCCGAGCCGAGGGGAGCCCGCAGAAGUAAGCGGGGCGUAAAAUAACUCCUAGCUCUCAGCUCUGAAGCAGAGGAGGUGAGACUUGCCUUCUGCUCGAGUCUUCUUCUUGCCGUUGGGAUAUCACUGCUCUAUUUUCUGGCUCUUUACAAGCGCAAGGGUUUAUUUUUUUUUUUUCCUUCUGUCGAUGUAACUUAACGGUGUGGUGGUAUCGAGCCUAAAAAUACACGAAUGUGGUUACUGUUUUCUUCUGGAGCAUAAAUAAAAUAGCCAAGCACAAAGUAAAUGCCUAAACUGGAAAACUUGAAGCUCUAUUCAUGGUUCUUGAACUUUCUUAAGCCUCUUCUCAGUCAAAAUGAAAAUUUCAAUGACUUCACUUUCCGUCUGAGUUGAUUUACUGUGUGUUCUCUUCCAGCGCCGGGGCAGACUUCUUCGCUAGCCUUCCAUUGAGUUGCAGUCACGAUUUUGUAUUUCCUUAGCAGCUUUGUUACUUUAGAUAUUCUGUUUUUUGUAGGUGAGAAGGAAACUGAUUAUGCUUCUGAUUUUUUUUUUUUUUUGAAUGUCUUUUUUUUUGGUGGGGGGGGAGGGGGAGAAAAAGUUACUGAAGCGUGGCGGAGACUUCAAAAAUAAAUGGCCAUUGCUACCGAACACAACGCAGCGGUUUCACUUUCAAAAUCUCCUUUCUAGCUUAGAGCUGAACCUCACCACGAACUGGUGGCGAGCAGGCAGCGAACGCAGCCUGCGGGAGGAAGGGGCAAAUCUGUCAGCAAGCCGGUGAUUUUAAGAACUGAUCUGAAGUUCAAGCGCAUCAAUCUGUGUUCAUGUGAAUUUAUGGAGUAAGUUUUGAAUGGCGUUAAUCGUGUCUGAUCAGUGAAUGAGUUUGUAGACUGUGAUCUCCCUGACAAGUAAACAGGAAUUUUGUGUUCUCAAUAUGGCUGUAGUGUUGGUAAAGAACUAAUAAGCAGAAAAUAAAGCAAUUAUACAGCGGA